GCGACUUGAGACUAUUUUGCAAUUUGGGUAUCCUAAAAUGUUUUUAAUUUGAUUCUAAACUAUUGCCUUCCAUUUUAAUUAAAUUUCAAUUUUAUUGUCAUCAUAAUUUUAGUGAAAUUUUUUCCUUCGGGCGGUGAUGGCAUUUUUCAAUCUGUGAUUAUAAACAGUUUGAGCCGAGCCGUGUCUCAGUGUGUUUGCCAUGAAUUUGGCAGAUAGUGUUAAUAGUGCAAGUUUAUCUUUGUUUAGUGGAGUAGGAAAAAGUAAAUACUUCCAGCGCUGCUCAGCUCACUGCCAGCUGUUGAACAGGAGAAUUGAAUGGUUUAAUAUCUUACGCGGAGGACUAAACAUCCAUCCAAGAGUCAACGAAUGCCGCCUCUUUUGAUGUCGAUGGAACAGGUAAAGUCCACUUAUGGGAGCAGUAAUGGUCACAGCAGAGAUCCAUAUUCGGACACACCUUCCACCUCCACGACUGACAAUAGUCUAAUUUACCAUGGCACUCUGGACCGACCGUCCAGACAGGGACCUCCGCUGUCCCUAUGGACAGCCCUCUACGACUACCAGGCUCAAGGUGAAGACGAGCUCAGCUUGCACCGUGGUGAAAUAGUUCAAGUUCUCUCUACAGAUUACAAGAUCUCCGGAGAUGAAGGUUGGUGGACAGGAAAGAUUGGCGAUAAGGUGGGUAUUUUCCCAGCCAAUUUUGUCACAGACACCGACAUAAUUCAUAACCACAAUGUUUCCAACUUGAUUGGAGGUGUUCAAGUAACGGAAAUCGAUUUCAAUGAUCUCCAGCUUGAAGAAAUCAUUGGUGUUGGUGGUUUUGGUAAAGUUUAUCGUGGGUUCUAUCGAAAACAAGAGGUUGCAGUGAAAGCUGCCAGACAUGAUAAUGAUGGUGACAUUGAAACUACGUUGGAGAAUGUGCGGCAAGAAGCAAAGUUAUUUUGGCUGUUGGAGCAUGAAAAUAUCGUAUCUUUAAUCGGGGUUUGUUUAAAGCCUCCAAAUUUGUGUCUUGUGAUGGAAUAUGCUCGCGGUGGAUCGUUAAAUCGAGUGCUUGCUGGCAGGAAGAUCAGGCCAGAUGUUUUGGUGGACUGGGCAAUUCAAAUAGCAAGAGGAAUGAAUUAUCUUCACUCUGGAGCUCCCAUUUCUUUAAUUCACAGAGAUCUCAAAUCUUCUAAUGUUCUGUUGAGCGAGCCUGUGGAAAAUGACGAUCUGCAGUUCAAAACGUUGAAAAUCACGGAUUUCGGGCUUGCUCGAGAGGUGUACAAAACGACGCGGAUGUCUGCUGCAGGAACAUACGCAUGGAUGGCACCGGAGGUCAUCAAAGCGUCCACUUUCUCAAAAGCCAGUGACGUCUGGAGUUAUGGAGUCCUCUUGUGGGAACUGUUGACGGGAGAGACUCCUUACAAAGGUAUAGAUGCACUUGCUGUGGCAUAUGGUGUCGCAACUAAUAAACUAAGUUUGCCCAUUCCUUCAACAUGUCCGGAAUCAUGGCGAGCUCUGAUGGAAGCAUGUUGGGCGCCAGAUCCUCAUAAUCGUCCGCCUUUUCUGGAAAUCCUAGACGCUCUUGAUGAAAUCGUGCAUUCUGCCUUCACACAAACCCCUCAUGAGUCCUUCCAUACAAUGCAAAAUGACUGGCGUAAAGAGAUCCAAGAAGUUCUGCUUGGGCUUCGCAUGAAAGAAAAUGAGCUAAGAAAUCGAGAGGAAGAACUAAACCAAGCACAACUACAGCAGCAGGAAAUCGACAGACUUUUGCGUCAGCGUGAGGAAGACCUUCAUGCACGAGAAAUAGAGCUCUUGAAACGUGAGCUGUACAUUAUCAUGUGGCAACAGGUGCCGACACCCCAUCAACGUCGAGGCAAUUUCAAGCGAACAAAGCUAAAGAAGCUGCUGAAGAACCCUAACAUUAGUUUUCCUUCAAAUUUUCGACAUCAUAUAACAGUUCAGCAGACUGGCCCCUUGGAAAGGAAUUCGCUCAGCCCAUCUGGACCAAAUAGUCCUCCUAGCUCUCCAAUCGUCGGCCAGUUGCGAGCAAUAGCACUUCCGGCUGAUGGGGUCAAAGGCAAGACGUGGGGGCCAAGCACUUGCCAUCAGCGAGAACGAGGCCAUAUUAUUCAACGAGUUACGGGCGUCGGCCCCAAGGCGCAAUGGAGUCGCUCUGCUCCAAACCUGGAGAAGCACCUGACGCGCUCGGCCACACCAGGGAACUUUGCUGCGCUCCAAGAAAUAGGUACGGAAGAAACUCCUGACCCAUCCGACGACAUCCCCCUCCUAUGUGGUGCAAGAGCAUUUAGACGCAAACCCUCGCAAUCGGAAGAGAACAUUGGAAAAUGGUAUUAUGGUAGUCGUGCAGAAUCGACAGACUGGUCUGGUGAAGCAGUGCCACUGCCAACUUUAUUCAAUGGUUCGCCGACAGAGGCCCAACCAAAGAGCUCUAAGUCAGGAUCAAAACCAUCUUUGAUGGAAUUGGCUCUCUACAAUAUGGCUGCCAUGUUGGCCGGUCUUGCUGCUGGCUAUGAUGUUAGGUUAUCAAAUGUCACACCACUUCAUCCCAAGCUACAGCCCAGCUGGAGAGGUGACGCUGUAGAGGAUGAAAAGAAAUGGGGCGGAAGUGAGUACUCGCCCCCUGAAUUUUCCUCUAGUUCUGGUUACAAUACUUACCAUGGGCCAACCAAACACUACCGCACCCCGCUUCUACAUAGUAUUGAAGCUGCGAAGCCUCUUAGGUUUACGGACUCGCCACAACAUUAUCCCUCAUUGAAACCAAACCCUGUUCCCCGGAGGAAGUCUAGUUGUACGAGUAUAGAAGGAGAGGUUCACUAUCCUCCUCCUCCUGCCCCCUAUGCUGCCUGUGAUGUUUUAGAAACAAGGAACUACGAAAGUCCACGUCGAUACCCUUCACGCACAGAGUAUUAUCACAAUCCUGUGCUUAGUGAUCACCAGUUAUCGUCAGGUUUCCAUCACUACCCCCCUGAAUAUCCUAGUCAUUACCCCGAACGACUCUACCCAGCACCUGCCCUCCAGGAUGAUCCAUACUACCAGCCAUAUGCAUAUGACAACCCCAACAUCACGCCUGUCCGUAGACCUACCCACCGUCGCACACCGUCCAAUGUUUCCAACGCCUCCAGUGGCUCCAAUGUCAACCCAGGCUUUCGACUCGAAGCAGAUGACUCAGAGUUCUAUAACCAUAACCACCCUUACCCAGCAUACCUCGAGACAGGGAACGUGCGAAGAGCCGGAGAUUAUUCUAGCUACUUUUCCCGCCAGAAUUCCAUCGACUCCAACAGUUCAGAUAGGCCUACAACACUGGAAGUUUCAACAACCAGGCUCCGCUCAAGUUUGAAGAGGCACAACCGGCAACCAAACACUGGCUCAUCAUCCUCUGGACCAGGUACGCCUACGAAUCCAACUCCCCCCGACAGUCUGACCAGUGAAGACAGCAGCUAUGUGUCUGCCAAGGAGAACUCAACAAGCUCUGUAUCGCGUGUCCGGUUCUCGCCCAUCACAGCAACUAUGACAGAAGCAACGUUGCUUGACCUUCCAAUCCAUGGCCAGGUUCAGGACAGCACUAUACCGCUCCAGGCAUCCAGGCGACUUAACCGACAAUACGAGUCCAAUCGAGCACGUCGCCCCUCAAUUAGUGAAUUGGAACGCGAGUUCUUGUCGUAGCUAAGACGUAAGUGAGAAGUGUCUCAUCCAUUCCCAUGACAAACUGAAUCAAGAUCGGUCCAGUUGCGGCAAAUGCAAAUGAACGGGUAUGAAAAAUCUGUAUCAUAAUCUAGCAAAGCAAAUUAUCACCUGCUUCUAAACCAUUCAUACAUCUAAACUAUCUAAGAAUUUUUCCACAGAUUUUUAUUCCUGUAACAUUGAUUUGCUAAAAUAUUCAUCCGAAUUUUGCAUUGCAUCAUGUUAGUUGAUUAAACAGCCCUCAUUAUUUGUUAGUCAAAUUGUAUUCAUAGUGCAUCGUUGAUUGAUUUUUGAAAAUUAUGAUAAUCGUGCACUGUUUUACCGAAGCUUUCUUUGCCGCUGUAGAAUUCUUACCUUAGUUAAAGCUCUGGCAACACUGGUGCUGUUUAAAAAUGUUGGUUGAUGAGGAGAUCUGUCAAAGUGCUAGUCAUUUUUUUCAUUUCCUCAACUUAGAUCUGUAUCACAACUCCUGGCUCAUUAGCUUUUAUUCUAUGUAAUUCUACUUUAACUUAUCUAAAUCAAAAGGAACCAUUGCCGUUGAGACAUGGGCCCUGUUAUGCAUGUACUCUUAUAGGCCCCAGGGCCCAUGUCACAAUGGGAAUAGCUCCUUUUUAUUUAAAUAUGUCCAAUUAAGUGUAGAUUAUUUCCCUCAUCCCAUAUAUUAUCUUUAUUUAAUGAGCCAUGUCUUCAAACACAUGGGGAUGAAACCAUGUUAACAAGACAAUAAAAAUGAGCUUCAUAAUAGCGUCUUAAACUAUGAACCUUUUGUUAAAUAUUUCUUCCCUUGAGAUGGUUCCUGUUACAAAUGAUGUUAUUCUCCUCACAAAUUUUGCUGGUCAGUUUUUAGAUUGGAUCUUGAUUGCUAGAAUUUUUUCUGAUGAUUUUCUUGAUACCUCACUCAUACCUCACUCCAGAAACUGUGCAAUCAAACAUCUAAUCAAAACAGGCAAUGCAUUUUUUUUGGAGAGCCAAGAUGUUUCAGUGAUACAAAAGAAACUUUGCAAAGAAUAAUACUUGAUUUUUUUGGUUUGCCCGGAAAAAGUACGGAAAGUCCAAGGAAAUGAAAAGAAUUGUUGUGCGUAAAUCUAAUAUAAUCUUUAACAGUCAGGGAACUUCAUUGAAUGAAAGUUUAGAGUGUAUUGGAGUCUAACCUCAUCAGAACUCCUCCAAAUAUCUGUAGAUAUUUGUGUGUCAAAGGAGCGAACAAUAUUUUUUCAAAAAGCUCUUCGAAAAAUAAUAUGAGAAGACAAAAUCUUGAACUGCAUGUAUUUGACAUGUGUAUUUUGCAUUCAAAAAUUUGAGGAGACGAGAGGAAAAUAAGACAAGGUGUGAAUUUAAACCACUAUACAGCAUGUUCUUUCUUCAAAAUUUCUCAAGGAAAAUUAAUCACACAACGGAAAGUGUAGAAAUCAACUAAACAAAGUGUAAGUGUUUACAAUUAACAUUGGUUAAAUGGCAAAAAUUCAAAUGAUGUUAUUUGUAUCAUCUAGCUUCUAUUUGAUCUGUGUCUAAAAUAUGUAUUAAUAUCUUAUUCAGGAAUUGAUUUUUGAACUUCCUGCUGUGUGAAUCGUUUUCUAUGUAAGAUUUUGAAGGGAAAACUUAUGACUUUCUUUUAUCUAUUUCAGAAGUUGUAUAGUAGCCCAUUGACGUUGAGCAAAGUAUCGAUUUUAUCAAAAUUAUCAAUUAGGCAAAUACUAACCGUUGACUUUCGAGCUAUUUAAAUUAUCUCAGUAUUCCAAUCAUGUGCGUACAUGCUUCCAAUGAGAUUUACUAUUACUGAAGUUUUCCUCACUUUUAACUAGUCAUUUGAAACAAUACAGUGGCAAAAAAUGCUCCGUUUGACAUUCCGUUCCUCUGAGGAUCCCUUUUAAACCAACCAAAUAUAUUUUCUGUGCUAGGAACCUGACAGGUUCAAAAAUAUGCAAAUUUGUUUAUUUUUUUCUCAAAGAAGAAUGCCUGUACAUUGCGUGUAAAUAGCCACCUGUAUCAUUUGUAAAUCUUGUGCCUUCUUUUUUCAGCUUUGUAUAUUUUCCGAGUCGUUGAUCAUUGAUCAAAUGAGUGAUCAAAUCUAGAAUAAGAAAGGGAAACCAGGUUUUCUAUUUUGUUUGUUUGUUUUUAACAUUUUACCUCUUUAAUUUACUUCAAGGGUCUUGUCCUAGAUCUAAUUUUGUAUGCUUGUUAGCAUCAAAGGAAUCCGAAUACAUGCACAAAACUCGUCGUCAGAUAGCUAUGUACCUUAAGUGUACUUUGUUUUGAGAACUGUUUUGGUGGAAGCACCUUGACUCAAAAGUUUUUAACUAUCAAGGACAUUCUCUGUUCCAAUAUGAAUAAAGAUACCUCUGACAGGAAAUACGCAUAUCUUCAAAGUAACUUCUCCGCAAAAAACUAAGAGGCCAAAAAAAACCUGCAUUAGGUUUUUUUUUAAACUGACCAAUUCAACUGAUCUCUACUUUUUUUUAUCAAAGUUGUACAAGGUUGAAUUCCAAUCAGAGCCCUUUUUUUCUUACUCUCUUACCUAUCUUUCCUCUCUAUGUAACCCUUAUUAAAAUAUCUGGCAGGAAAAUUAUUCAUUUUCUAAGGAGUCAACAGAAGCUAGUCUAAUAAUCACAAAAUUUUUCAGUUCCAAGAUUCUCUAAAAUGUGCGUCAAAUUUCGUUCAAGUUUAUUUCCAAAUUUUGAGUGCCAGUCAGUAGAACUAUUGACUUUGAAAGCCAAGUGAUUUGUAAGUAGUUUCAGCCUCCCUAAACUAUAUUAUUUGAACGAGGAAUUUUUGAGGAUGCUCAAGCAAAAAGAUAAUCUUUUACUAUGUACCUACUUGAUUAUCCUUUCUUAGGCAAUUUCCACAGAAUUUUGUAUUUAUUUUUCCUCCCCCUUUUUUUAUCUUUCUUUUUGUAUGAACACCUUCAACAAGAGAGGAAUGUAGGUAUCGAAAACUGUGGACUAUAUGAUCUAAGAAUAAGUAGGUUAUGAAAUGGAAGUAGAACAAUCUUCGUACUAUUCACAUAAUCGUAAGGUUGUAACUUACAUGUGGAGUUUGCCUGUGUUAUUUAAUUUAAUUUAAUUUUUCUUUUUCUUUUUGUAAGGUGAGGCUUCAUGCCUUUUUUGUUUAUGCUCAAUUUACACUAACCUUCAGACUUAAGGAACUAGGGCGAAUUUGACAGUAUGUUUGUUUUUAUCUUGUUUAUUUAUGUGUACUUAACAUUUUGUUUUGUUUUUAUUUUUGGGAUUUGAAAGCUUUUAGUCUUUUUUUCCCAUAAUCUUACUGGAGCAGCUUUCUCACACGAGUCAAUUGACAUCCAUUUUGCUCUAAUUUGUGCAGACUGAUAAGAAUAAAAUUAAACGAUUUGGUAUUAAGUCUUACAUUCGAGAGAAUCUUCGAUCUUUAGAUGUUUAUUGGACAAAAAAAAAGCGAAAGGAAAAUAAUGGUAUUAGAGUUUUGAUAAAAAUGAAAAUAAAGUAAAGAAAAAAAGGGUUAUAAAGCUUAAUUAUGGAGAUUUCAAAUUGGGAAUCCCUUUUCUCUGUGCUUCUGAGCCCUAAGUUAUCUUAUUUUUUUUAAAAAUACAUAAAUUCUUUAAUGUUGAUUGAAUUUUUUUUCAACAAUUCAGUUACUCAAUAACAUUGAAAAAAAAAAUAGUAACUGACUUAAAAGCCAAUCCCUGUAACUUUCAUUGUUUAAUUUGAUAGUACUGACGAAGUAUUCAAGAUGCAAGACCGAAACUCUUGGAAUUGAAACUGCCUAAGGCCCGAUCAUUUGGCAAGCAUUUUUUAAUGAAUGAUUACACUAAUCGCAGGUGAUCUUUAAACUAAAUCUGCUUUAUUUUUGCCUAUCUUUCUGUGUGUGACUAGUUUCCAAAAUAAUUGUCUGUAUUUGUAUGGAGACCCGUCUUGGCCAUCCAAGCAUAGUUUAAGUAGGUACCUAAAUUAAUAAAAUGUAUGUAUAAAUUCUGAAAUAUUGAAGGAUGUCAUCUCUGAAUUCUCAAAGGAAUCAAAAACCCACUCGGGUAUGAUGCUGUCUCUUUUUGUUUCAAGAGAUUCCCUCACCUCCAACUCUCUCCUGCCAACCGAGGCCCAAGUUAUCAGAUAUAUCCUCAGCUGCUAACUGUUUUAUUGGAGGACCAAGGAAGGUCAAAGUUGCGUAAUGGAAUUCAUUUUUGUUGUAAAAUACUUUUUUUUUCUUUUAAAAAAAAUUCUAGUACUCUGACUUUUAAGAAGUUGAAGCCUUAUUCAAAAAAUUAUUGUCUCUUUUUCGUUAUACUACUGCAAAGGAGAGAUCUCUUACCUCAAAUUAUAAUCAGAUCCCAGAGACCUUAGAAUUAUCUUGUUUUAAAAUAUUUUUCAUAGACCAAAGAAAAAUUCUCAUGGCAAGAAGCCAAAUAUCAAACAACCCCUCUCCUUCAAUAAUGCAGACCUUAGUUUUCAUUAGUAUUUCGAUGAAAUUGCAACUGGAAAGUAUUGUUCUCUAAAAUAAUUUUGCAAUUGUUGGGAUUUGGAUUCCUCUAUAAAACGGCUCCUGGAAUGGCACGGUGUGCUCUGCGAUGAAUCAAUUGACCUGCUGAUUAAUCUCAUAAGGAAGGAUCGAUCAUCAGGGUUUUCGCAUUGUACACCUUACAAAUCAAUUUUUUCACCAAAGCUUUAAAUGGAAAAAUAUGGACAGGUAGUUGGUCAUCUACGCCUUGCCACCGGGCUUUAUCACUUCUUAUCUUGAACCCUCUGUUAAAUAUUUUUUUCAGUUCUUAAAGGAUCUUAGAUUCUCUCUGAAAUCUUGUCUGAUUUAUUGUUUUUUUUUUCACCUUUUAUUACAGUAAUACUUUAAUGAAAGCGGAUUUAAGACAAGUUGUUAAAUAAUUUCAUUUGUAACUCACCCUCUGAGGAAUUAUAAUUUUGAUGAUUGUUGGCCAAAGUUAGCAGCUUAUUUCAGUCCUAAGCUUUUGUUCCCAAAGACUUGACUGUUUGAAAAAAAAUGUGUGCAAUAUGAUGCUAAAAAUGUCAGAAG
This is a messenger RNA of Bemisia tabaci, 8673 nucleotides long. The record is from RefSeq and is a predicted model, not a curated record. Lineage: Eukaryota; Metazoa; Arthropoda; Insecta; Hemiptera; Aleyrodidae.